Oryzias melastigma (Indian medaka) is the source of this 797-nucleotide messenger RNA. RefSeq names its product sperm-associated antigen 16 protein. The record is from RefSeq and is a predicted model, not a curated record. The coding region runs from base 36 to 752 and encodes 238 amino acids. NCBI's taxonomy places the organism in Eukaryota, Metazoa, Chordata, Actinopteri, Beloniformes, Adrianichthyidae. The transcript has a single exon.
GGCAACGAGACGCUUUUCUCAAGAACAACAGGAAAAUGAGCGUCGCGGACAAAAACAUUGAAAAAGAACCUGAUCAUUUAGUUUCAGACGAUGACUUAAGGUGUGGAGAUUCUCUUGAUAAUGAGCGGGCUUUUACAAAAGAAGAAGAAGGCCUGGAGGCGACUGGAAAGGUAGUCCAGACGCGGGCAGGGGCCACUUCUGGAGCCAUUCCAGGCCCCUCUGACACACUGAACCCUCCAGCCGUGGUGGAUUAUUUGCGAAACUUUCUUUUCAAGGCAGGCAUGUCAGAAACUCUUCACUGUUUUCAAACGGAGUGGUAUGAGAUGAUACAGAAAGGGCUUGUGGAUGAAGAUCGGGCCGAUUUGGUUCCGGACGUUUACUUCCAAAACCAGCGUUUGGAGAGCGAGCUGGAGGUGGCCCGGAUGGAGACAGAGUUGUCCAGGCGGACAGCCGCUGCUACAGCUGAGGCCCUGGAGAGGCUCCAGAGAGCCGUGGACGUGGAAAGACGGCUGCAGAACCGCCUGAAGCAGGAGAACAAAAGACUCAGUGAAGAGUCCAGAAAACUCCGGCUGAAAUGUGAAAAACAGCAACCCACAGUGCAGCAGAGGAUGGAUGAAAAGUCCCGGGUGGCUGCAGAGAAAGACAAAAGUGUUUUGCAGCCACAAAUAGACCAGCAAAGGUCUUCGUCUGUGGAGUCAACAUUAAACAAGACAAACCCACGAAAUGCAGUCAGCAAAACUGCCCACAUCUAACGCAUUCAGGCUUAAUCACAAAUAAAAUCCAUGUAAAACUAGUUA